Molecule: messenger RNA, 693 nt
Organism: Symbiodinium sp. CCMP2456
Lineage: Eukaryota; Dinophyceae; Suessiales; Symbiodiniaceae
Source: the annotation of a GenBank genome assembly
AUGGUCAGUGACGAGAUGGAGAAAUGGUCCGAAAAGCUUUUCCUGAUCAUUGACGACGAUCAGACGUGGCCCGACUGGCCGUCGGAGGAAAAGCGCAGGCAGGAAAAGCGCUGGAAGACUGCAUCCAAGGUGCUUGCGACAUUGUUCGGCCCCCGGGUCGUUGCUGAGAUUGCGACCCAAGACAAGGUUUGCAAGCAUUUCAUCGCCGACGACGAUGUCUUCUAUCAAAUGUCUCGGGGACUGGAGGAAUGGCACCGGAUCAGUGGAGCUUCUUGGAUGGAGCAGAAAUACGUGGUUGAGAGAUUCCUCACCAUCUGUCAGCGGCUCUUUGAUGAUCGGUGCGAUGAGUGGGGCCACCCAUCCAGCUGGAGUGCCUGGGUCGCCGUGUUGGGCGAAUUCCUGAAAGGUCGCGCCAUACCGGAGAGUGGCACGUCACAGCAUUCGCCAGAUGACGAGCGCUUCCUCCGUGCAAUCGACCUACAGCUGCUCAAGGUUUGGCAAACCUUCCGAUACAGCGACAAGUUCCGUUCCAAGCAAUUCGGGACGGUCCUGGAGCAGUUCGUCUACUCCCUGUCGCUGUUUUUCCGCGACACGGGCCUUCGCGACGAUUGGACGGAGGAGCUCAGGGGGGUGCAAGACGUCAUCAGGCAGUUCAUCGAGAUCCUCGACGGCAUUGUCAGCGCGGGAGAAUGA